Messenger RNA from Meleagris gallopavo (turkey), 1241 nucleotides. RefSeq names its product fibroblast growth factor binding protein 1 (gene FGFBP1). NCBI's taxonomy places the organism in Eukaryota, Metazoa, Chordata, Aves, Galliformes, Phasianidae. The record is from RefSeq and is a predicted model, not a curated record. Gene Ontology annotation, molecular function: growth factor binding. Gene Ontology annotation, biological process: cell-cell signaling.
CCUUAUAAAUACCGCACUGCCUUUACAAGUAGCUCCAGUCCUUCUGAGAGAGACGACCUGCAUCUUGAGUGGAGUUUGGAUACCUCUGGCUCCUGGGCAAGGCAAAUAACGAGCAAAACAUGUGGAUUAAAAACGUCGGUCUCCUGUGUGUGUUGAUUCUGGUGUCCCAGAUGCUGCUCACCAGCUGUGAAAGGCAGAAGGAGAGAAGAAAGGGGAAACAAGGCAUAGAGCACGGUGGGAAAAAACAGACUGAAUCAAACCCAGAGAGAGAAAAAGGGCGGAAACCAAAAGGAGGAAAGGCAUCUCCUAAAGGCAAAUUUAAAUCCAAAGAAAAUGCUGACUGCACCUGGGCGGUGACCGACAUGAGUGCUGCAACUGUGCACAUUGAGUGCAGGAAUGGGGACAGUGCGUUCUGGUGUGAGUUCUCAGGAGAUCCCUCUGCCUGCCCACACUAUGCAGCAAACCAGAAGUCCUACUGGAAGCAGGUCUCCCGCUCCCUGAAGAAGCAGAAGCAGAUCUGCCAAGACCCCAGGAGCAUACUAAAAUCUAAAAUAUGCAGGAAAGGCCCACGAGGCGCUCACCUCAAGAUGACGCACUCAAGCCUCCUGGCAGCAGAGGGCCCUGCCGAAGGGCACCCAGCUCACCAUGCUACAGAGGAUGCCCAGGUCCCAGCAGCUUCUGAGACUGGAAAACAGCCAGAACACAGCCCCCAAGACUGCGUGGAAGACGUAGAUUACAUCGAUCAGAAGAAGGUGGCUGAGGAAUACUGCCCAGAGAGUUUGCUGUCUUUAUGCAACUUCUUUAUCACCAUGGUGCAAGACAAAAAGUGCUGAGGAUGUGUUUGUAAAGUUCUGCAUCACAACAGUCCAAUCUCAACGAAGUUACUGCAAACUCCCAGGUUUUAUUCUCCUGUUAUAUAGUGUAUAUAGGAAAAAGAAAAAAGGACAUACAGCUGUAUAUUUAUAUAUUUUUCAGAUUUUGUUUUUACACAACAGAUGACACUUGGUACAGUUGAAGAUGUUACAGAUUUCAUUUGCACACAUGUUUCUACACAGGUGUUACCCAUUGAUGUUACGUACUCUUUGCAGAGGUAUCUAAGCAGUCCCUUUGCCCCCCUUUGAGCUGUGCUAGCCAAAGGGAUGAGUUUGGUGCUAUGCACUCCUCAGUUAUGUACUCUACAUUUGAGCUAAAAAUUACUAAGAAAAAUAAACUUCAAGAUAUAUACAAAAUAUUCUCUGUGU